This is a messenger RNA of Apiotrichum porosum, 660 nucleotides long. It is a transcript of the gene APS3, whose product is annotated as Sigma-adaptin 3A. The coding region runs from base 1 to 660 and encodes 219 amino acids. Gene Ontology annotation, biological process: intracellular protein transport; Golgi to vacuole transport. Gene Ontology annotation, cellular component: intracellular membrane-bounded organelle; membrane coat; AP-3 adaptor complex. NCBI's taxonomy places the organism in Eukaryota, Fungi, Basidiomycota, Tremellomycetes, Trichosporonales, Trichosporonaceae. The record is from RefSeq and is a predicted model, not a curated record. The transcript is spliced from 2 exons.
AUGAUCCACGCGGUCCUCAUCUUCAACACCCACGGCAAGCCCCGGCUGUCCAAGUUCUACACGCCGAUACCGCCCCUCACCCAGCAGGCACUCAUCUCCCAGAUCUUCUCCUUCAUCUCGGACAGGCCUGCUGGCGUAUGCAACUUUCUUGACGCUCCCGAGCUCGUCUUUCCUGCCCCGCCCAACGCGGGAGCUGCCAGCAACGGCAAUGGCAAUGGCAACGGCGGUAACGGCAAGGGCAAGUCGACGGCCACCUCCACUCGGGACGACGACACGCGCGUAAUCUACCGCCACUACGCCACCUUGUACUUUGUGUUCGUUGUCGACGGCGCAGAGUCGGAGCUCGGUAUCCUCGACCUCAUCCAGGUCUUUGUCGAGAGCCUCGACCGCGCGUUCGAAAACGUGUGCGAGCUUGACCUCAUCUUCCACUUUGACGAGGUGCAGUAUGUUCUCAACGAGAUCAUCCAGGGCGGCCUGGUCCUCGAGACGAACAUCAACGAGAUCAACCUCUGCGUCCAGGCAUCCAAGCGUAACCGCAAGGCAUCAGCCGCAAGCGCCAACCCACUGUUACCGUCCAUGUUGGUGGCACCAGGGGCUGGACGUGGCCGUGGUGACGGCGGAGGCGGAGCACGCGGCUGGCUGGCGUCCAUUGGAGUGUAG